GUUUCUCUUCUGUCUACAGCCCCUGACUUCCUCUCUCAUACAGUCAAAACCACAGAAGGUAGGCACAUAGUUGAGAGAUUACCCAGAUGUUUUUUUCAAUUGCAAGGUUGUGCAUGGAGGGAAGUAUGAUGCCAUUUAACCAUUGUUCAGGUUUCUGAAUAGCCAAAUAGACAGAGCCUGGUGAAACUACCCAGAUUAAGAUACAAUAGUUACAAAUUGUAACGCCAGAUUCUGGAGCUGGCACAUUCUCAAUAAGAAUGAAGACCAUUUGCAUCUUCUGCUGUCUUCUAUAUGUUGCUGGGAUAGAAGGAGCAGACAUCACUGUAAAGGGAUUCAAGGGAGAAGAUGUUUCAUUUCAGUGUUCAUACAGACUUGCGUGGAUCAACAACAAAUACUUCUGCAAGGAUCCAUGUAAAGACAGUGAAGAUGUGCUGGUGACUGUGCGUUCUGGUGGAAGAGUGAUGUCAGGGAGGAUAGCUCUGGUGGACUCAGGGAACGGAGUCUUCACUGUGACCGUUAGUCAACUCCAGCUGUCAGACUCAGGGAGAUACUGGUGUGCAGUGGACAGGCCUGGUUUUGAUACAUUCACUGCAGUACAUCUCACUGUAAAGGAAGAUGUGACAACAACUUUCAUACCUGAACUUUCUCCUACAUGGACACGUCAUAUUAUUUCCAACUCCACGCAUUUUACAUCUGAAAUGGGCACCAGUAGGCCUACAAAGUUUUCAACAGCCAUGAACAGCACUAAUGGAGAAGGACAGAACAUCAUCGCAGGCAUCCUGUUGUACCCUACAGUCUGGGCUGUUGCCAUGCUCACAAUUUUGGUGCUGACAGCAAUGCUUGUCAGGAACCGCAAAGAAAACUCCAAACCUCAACCCCAAGUUUGGUCAGACAACACCAAACACGUCAGUGCAGAAAUAAUUGGGGCCAACUCUAAGGAAGUGCAGUCGUUUAAAACGUUAUCGAAGAGUUUCUCUCGUACUUACCAUCCAACACAGGAUCCACCAACAGCUGUGUCCACAGCAGAGGAAUGUAGUGUAUCCAUGCACAUCUAUGAAAACGUCCCCUGCUCCCAAGGCACUGCUCCUUCAAAAUACUCAGUUUCAAACGUCCAAGACACAGAUGACAUCAGCCCUAGGAUCUACAUCAAACCUCUGUAACUGACACAGUGUCAAUAAUAUGCCAAGCUUCACAGGAGUGUUGGGCCUGUUUGUUAAACUAUUACACAUUGCCUUACAAUGGCAGAAAGCAGUAAUUACAGAAACAGUGACGUUGAGAAAAAACAUUGCAAAACCCUGCAAAUUCUUAAACUAUGGCUUUUCACUGUCACAGACUUAAGAUAAAAUCUAAAGGGCACAGUAAAAAAACUUUUCAUUGUGUCUACCCUAUGUAUGUAGGUCACUGUGUGUGUGUAUGUGUGUGUGUGUGUGUGUGUGUAUGUGUGUGUUCCUGACUUGGGCUAUCUUACGAUUAGGCUAAGCAUUGGGGCAUGUUUACCAUUAGUCUUCAGGGGAUGACUGUCAAUGUAGUGUAAACGUCUGUGUGUUUGUAUUUGACUGUUUCUCGCUGAUGCAAGUACAUAUAUGAAUGUGUGUUUGCAGUCAGUGAGAGUGUGUGAAUAUAGAGAGGGAGCUUUAAUCUUCAAUAUGUCAGCGGCAGUAAUAAGAAGUUUCUGAUGCCUCAGUGUGUAGUAUCUCAAAGCUUAUAAUUACUGUGACUCCUAGGGGUCUUAUUAAUAAAAACACUGUGGCAGACAGCACUGAAUACUGAUACAAUCCACCACAUUAUUAUUUCCAGCACAUUAUUGUAAAACUGUGCUAUUUCAGCAGGAGCAGCUAGUGAUUUUGUACCUCCUAGAGUUAAGUAUGUUUUCCUGACUUUUUUUUUUCUUUAAUGUAUGGUGCAAAGCUGUUUUGUAUUUUAAUUCAAUUCAAUUCAAUUUUGUUUAUAGUAUCAAUUCAUAACAAGAGUUAUCUCAAGACAAUUUACAGAUAGAUUUGGUCUAGACCAAAAUCCAUAAUUUACCACGACCA
Messenger RNA from Etheostoma cragini (Arkansas darter), 2033 nucleotides. RefSeq names its product CMRF35-like molecule 1. The coding region runs from base 258 to 1160 and encodes 300 amino acids. The transcript has 6 exons. The record is from RefSeq and is a predicted model, not a curated record. NCBI's taxonomy places the organism in Eukaryota, Metazoa, Chordata, Actinopteri, Perciformes, Percidae.